AUGGACCUCGAGCACCGCAUCAAGGCCUACCGCUUCGUCGCCUAUUCGGCUGUUACCUUCUCGGUGGUCGCAGUCCUUUCGGUCUGCGUCACGCUGCCGAUGGUCUACAACUAUGUCCACCAGGUUAAGAGGACCAUGCACAAUGAGAUCAAUUUCUGCAAGGAAUCCGCCAAGGACAUCUGGAGCGAAGUCAACCACCUCAAGAACAUCCCAGCCGGAAACAGAACCGCCCGUCAGGCUGGAUACGCGCUGGCAGGUCGCUGUGACUCUUGCUGCCUUCCAGGAGCCGCUGGACCAGCUGGAACCCCUGGUCAGCCCGGUCGCCCAGGAAAGCCUGGAGCACCUGGUCUGCCAGGAAAUCCAGGACGCCCACCACAGCAGCCAUGUGACCCAAUCACUCCUCCUCCAUGCAAGCCAUGCCCUCAAGGACCUCGAGGAGCUCCCGGACCUCAGGGACCUUCUGGAGAUGCCGGUCGCAACGGGCAGCCUGGAGCCCCAGGAUCUGGUGCUCGACCUGGACCACCUGGACCAAAAGGACCUCCCGGACCCAACGGCAAGCCUGGAAGCCCUGGCGCUGCUGGCAAACCCGGAACACCCGCCAUUUCAACUCCACGCACUCCAGGAUCACCCGGACCAGCUGGAGGUGUUGGACCUCGAGGCCCACCUGGACCUAACGGACAGCCUGGACAACCAGGAUCAGCUGGACAACCUGGACCCAAAGGACCCAAUGGAUCUAACGGACAGCCUGGAGCCAAUGGAAAUCCUGGUGCACCGGGUCAAUCUGGACAGCCCGGCGGACCUGGAGAGCCAGGUAUUUGCCCCAAGUACUGCGCUAUCGAUGGUGGAGUCUUCUUUGCGGACGGAACUCGACGCUAA
This is a messenger RNA of Ostertagia ostertagi, 876 nucleotides long. NCBI's taxonomy places the organism in Eukaryota, Metazoa, Nematoda, Chromadorea, Rhabditida, Trichostrongylidae. The record is from the annotation of a GenBank genome assembly.